AUGGCGACCAGUAAGAGGCGAUCAAAUCUCAGGUUGCUCAAGACGCCUUUGAUUCUGGGCCAAGGCGACACAGAUAUGACUCGCCAUGGAGACUGUCUUGGACUGUAUACUUACAACGCGAGAACAUUGUCGACAGACGCUGGCCUGCAUGCCAUUCUCAGAACUGCAGAGCGUAUCAAAUUUCACGUGAUUAUUCUGCAGGAGACCAAGUGCAGAAGGAACGUACGACCGAUAAAUGACGUACACUCGUCAAUCAUGGAGAGAAGGUUCCGGUCGCGAAGUAUAGGCGGUGCCGGUUUAGUUGUGCACCGCUGUCGCACAUCUUAUCGAUUCUCACUAGAUGCUAUCACCUCGUCUGGCCAUUCUUCGCCUCCGCCAUCUGCGCCAAAAACCCAUCAGCAUCAUUAA
This is a messenger RNA of Necator americanus (New World hookworm), 408 nucleotides long. RefSeq lists its product as uncharacterized. Bases 1 to 408 code for a protein of 135 amino acids. The transcript has a single exon. Lineage: Eukaryota; Metazoa; Nematoda; Chromadorea; Rhabditida; Ancylostomatidae. The record is from RefSeq and is a predicted model, not a curated record.